CAGCAAGGAGGUUCAACCCACGCAGUAUCGUGGUAAUGUUCGUGUCAGCCCGCAACGAGACUCGAUAAAUUAUAUGUCGUAACGACGGCGGAAUUGGCGGUGACUUCUGGGAAACCGACUAUAGCAACAUCCGACAAGAACAGGCAGGGUAGCUAGUGACACUGGCUUAUAUAUUCUCUAAUAUCUUGCAUACUAGAGGAAAAUCCUUUGUUCUAUAUUCACAUAUCCCACCAAUAUUUGAGUCUUUGGUCCACAUCAUGGCAGUAUCGACAUCCCAAGUUCCGACGGAUGUGUUGUCCCUCGUCCAUGGACAGUUAGACGACCGGCUUCAAGUUGGCAAAGAUGUCCCCUCUAUUUUGGAGCAAGUUCAAGACGCCUGGGCUAGCGUCCUUGGUAUUGAUCCUGGAAAGAUCAGAGCUGACGAUAGCUUUGUGUCUCUCGGGGGAAAUUUGAUUUCGGCUCUGCGAUGCGUUGAGAAGUGCGCAGCCUUGGGGAUUCGGGUCACUGUUGGGGAUAUAUUUCAGUCCCAGACAAUCGCUGGACUGAUCGAAAACCAUGCGCCACAUGAAUCUAGGCUGCAAGGAGAUUUGACCAAAUGCGUCCGCUUGUCUCCAAUUCAGGAGCUUUUCCUGACAGCAAAUCCUGUUGAAUACGGGCAGUAUAACCAGACUGUCGUCCUUCGUCUUAACCAGCCUAUGACCCCAGAGGAUAUACUUGCAGCAGCAAACUCGCUUGUUAAAAGACACGCUAUGCUCCGGGCACGCUUCACCAUGUCGCCGGAUGGUGAAUGGACCCAGAUGGUCACAGAGGAAACUACACAAAGCUUCCGCUGCCAACACCAUCAGAUUGCAAGUGCGGUUGAGAUCCAAGAUAUCAAUGCGUGCUCUAGCAGAUCAUUGAACAUCCAUGACGGUCCCCUCUGGAUCGUUAGUUUGAUGGACGAAAGCAACGGCACCGGACAGUACUUGUCUCUGAUUGUGCACCAGCUGGUAGUGGAUGCCGGUUCAUGGUCGGUGAUUCUCGCCGACCUGAAGAGGUUGCUCGAGUCCGGUACCAGUCCACAGGGUUCGUCCAAACCCUUUCUCACAUGGGUUUCGGAACAGGCACAGUAUGCAGAGGCAAAUCUACUGCAGCGCAAGGCCUUACCCGCCAGCCAUAUCUCCGAAGCUGAGCAAGUCAAUGAGUACGAAUGCAGCGGAAUUCCAAACACCGUUGACGAUUCCAACCUGUAUAGCUUCACGCUGGACAAAUCCAUCACUAAUAGUCUCCUGGGAGACGCGAACAAUCCUCUCAACACAGAGCCUUCCGAGAUUAUCCAAGGAUGUAUACUUUACGCAUUCACCCAGGUCUUUACGGACAGACCUGCGCCGACCAUCUAUGUAGAAGGACAUGGACGAGAGCCGUGGACGGACACGAUUGACCUAGGCUCUACUGUGGGCUGGUUUACAACGAUCUCGCCGACGUAUAUUGAGACAGCACCGGACGAAGCGUUGACAGGGCUCAUCAUGCGCACUCGGGGUAGUCGGCGACAGCUGCCUGCGAACGGCUGGGCCUACUUCACGUCCCGAAUGUUAAAGCAGGAUGGGCGGAAGGCAUUCGAUGCGCGACGGCCGUUUGAGAUCUUGUUCAGAUAUACAGACAUCACCAAUCUGAGUUACGGAACUGAUUCCCCGUUCUCCGUUAAAUCGGUCCAUAUACCAGGUGCGACGAGCGGGGGGAUGCAAAGAUUGAGCCUCGUGGAAGUCAAUGCACUUGCAGGAAGUAAUGGUCUGGUGGUGGACAUCCGAAUCAACAAGCACAUGGAGAACCAACAGAGGCUCCAACAAUGGGUUGGUAUAUGCGAAAAUACAAUAAAAGAUGCCGUUGUGGAGCUGAACGUUCUAUGUCUGAAGCAUAAACUGUCUGAUUACGCCGUACGAGAGGAGCGGCUGCGAUACCUUGUCGAGAAUCUGCUGCAUGGAGCAGCAUCAAUUGAGGACAUUUAUCCUUGUACGCCUUCCCAGCGUGGGAUCUUGCUCAGUCAACUUCGUGAUCCUCAGCAGUACUACAAUCGAUACACAGUCGAGGUCCUUCCUGCCAACGGUCGCCCUGCGGUUGACCCCUGGCAGCUUGCGAGGGCAUGGAAGAGGGUUGUUGCCCGACAUGCAGCGUUAAGGACGAUACUGGUAACGGUGAAUAACGACGACAUCUUGGACCAGCUAGUCCUCAAGGACUACGCGCCGGAGGUGCCUAUCAUCCUAGAAGCAGGGAUGACAGACUUUGCACAGGGCCGGAAACAGGACUACAGCAACCGCGCCGACGAUCUAAGGCCUACAACAAAAGCUACAAUCUACGUGGAGCCCAACGGUCGUGUCAUCCUGGAUAUGACUAUCAGCCACAUGUUUGUAGACGCAACUUCGCUACAGGUGUUAAUGCGAGAUCUGACACUUGCAUAUGGUGGCAACCUGGACCUGGCCAACCGGCCGCUUUUCAAAGACUUUGUGCUCGAGAUAGGGGAGCAAUCCGACAAAGACCAAUACUGGAAGCGAUAUCUUGAGGGGGUCAAGCCUUGCCAUAUACUUAGUAACAAUACAUUGUUGGCUGCUCCCUUGCCCUCUACACAUGCAAAGAUGCAGUACAUCCGCAUGGAACAGUUUCUCGAAACACGCGAGUUAAAGGCAUUCUGUGCAAGGCAUGGGCUUCUCCUCACAAAUAUACUACAUGUCGCUUGGGGGCUGGUUAUUCGGUGUUAUACCGCUAUGGACAACAUUUGCUUCAGUUAUACCACGUCUGGCCGGGAGCGUGCUGUCCCUGGUAUCAAGGACUGCGUUGGACUGUUUGUCAAUGUACUUAUCCGCCGACUCACAUUCGACGACGAGCAGCCAGUACUGGAUGUUCUGCAGUCAACCCAAAAGUCAUUCCUGGAGAGCCUGGCCCACCAAGACUGCUCCUUUGCAAACAUUCAGCAUUCUGCAAAUCUCGUCGGACAGUCAAUCUUCGAUUCGUCACUAUCGAUUCACUACCACGAGGCAGCCGAGAAAAAGGCAGUCAACCCGGCAAUUAUAUUACGUCGUCUGGACGCAGAUGGCAUCACUGAGUAUCCCAUCGUCCUAAACAUUGCUGUUGACCAGGAAGACGUCGAGCUCAUUCUUUCUUAUUGGAACACUGCCAUGACGCGUGAUUUUGCAACUACCAUUGCCCAGACCUACCACCAGGUGAUAAUGGAAAUACUACAGGGCCAGUGCCGCGUGGGUGAGAUUGAUAUAUUGCCUCCAGUGAGCCGAAAUCAGAUUGCAAAAUGGAACCAAAACGUACCCCAGGAAUUCAUGGGGUGUGUGCAUGAUCUGGUUGACGCUCAUGUCGUACAGACGCCACAAGCAACAGCUGUCUGUAGCUGGGAUGGCUGCAUGACGUACAAGGAGUUGGACAAUAUGUCCACUCGUCUUGCGGCUGACCUGGUUAUUCACGGCGUUGGUCCUGGGGUCUUCGUGCCAGUUUGUCUGGAGAAAAGCAAAUGGGUGCCCGUAGCUGUUCUGGCCGUCCUCAAGGCCGGCGGGGCCUUUUUGCUACUGGAUCUCUCCGUGCCACAAUAUCGCUUAAGAGAGAUGUGUCUGUCCCUCGAAGUGAGUCUGGUUAUUGUUUCUGGCAAAAGCACCGCACUCGCGCCGGUGCUGGCACCCGACUGGAUUGUUCUGAGUGAGACGUACCUAGGCGGGGAUCAGGAUCGAUGCAAUACAAAGGUUACGAACGCCGAUAUAAGUCCUCAGAGUCCUGCCUUUGUCCUCUUUACGUCUGGGUCUACAGGGAAACCGAAGGCUAUUGUGACCGAGCACAGGGCGUCGUGCUCCCAGCUUGCGGACCACGGCAGGAUCUUUCGCUUGGGCCCUGCGUCUCGAGUUCUCCAGUUCUCUUCUCAUUCGUUUGACGUUGCCUGUAUUGACAUCCUAUCCUCUCUAUGCACCGGGGCCUGCCUCUGCAUACCGUCCGAGGAGGCGCGCCUAAACCGACUGUCUGAAGUAGCUGCCUCGUUCGGGGUCACAUAUAUGUGCACCACCCCAAGCGUCGCUCGAUUACUCGACCAGGCCAUGAUUCCUACGCUGAAGACGAUCGUUUUGGCCGGCGAGCCCGCCUGUCGAAAUGAUAUUGUUACAUGGGGCUCACGGUUAAUCAUCGGAUACGGUCCAGCGGAAGGAGGAAUCGCAACCGUCCGAUCCCCGGUAUCGCUGGACCAGGAAAUUACGAAUAUUGGCAAGGCAAUUCCAGGUGCGCGGACAUGGAUUGUGAAUGGAGACAACCAUAACCAACUCCUCCCUCCUGGCGCGGCGGGCGAGCUUCUUAUUGAGGGCCCGGUCCUGUUUCGCGGGUACCAUAACGACCCUGAGAAGACACAGUGCAACUUGAUAAGUUCCCCGGCCUGGAGCUCAUUGUUCGACAUUCCUGCCCAUCACCGCUUUUACAAAACUGGUGAUAUCGUACACUAUGCAGAUGACGGCAGCCUUGUGUUCCAAGGGCGUCGGGACGAUCAGGUCAAGCUCCGAGGACAGCGCAUUGAGCUGCAGGAGGUUCAACACUACGUGAAACAAAGCUUUGCAGACGUCGACGAGGCUGUUGCUGAUAUUAUAAAGCCACAUGGCGACGUUCAGCAGGAAGCCCUAAUAUGCUUUGUUCUACCGCUGGAUGCGGAGAAACGCCGUGUCGCUUCGCAGAAUCACCCCCAGAUGCCCUUCCUUCCUCCAUCGGAGACGUUUCGUACAGAAGCGAGGGCAGCCGUGGCCAAACUACAAGAGCUCGUUCCUCAGUUCAUGGUCCCUGCUAUCUUCCUCCCGCUUGCCUACUUGCCGGUGACCUCGAGUGGCAAGGUCGAUCGAAAGGCCAUACGGAAGAAAGCUCAGGGCCUGACGAUCCUUGAUAUGGAGCCGUACAGCGUAGCGCAGCUGACCAGACGGGGCCCCUCCGGGCAGGUCGAAGAAACACUCCAUGCGGUGGCAUCUAGCCUUUUAAACCAACCGCCAGACUCUCUCGGUGUUGACGAUGACUUGUUUCGUCGGGGGCUUGAUUCGAUCUCUUUGAUCCGGUAUGUCGGGCUUCUGAAAAGGGAAGGAUUGCAGCUAUCAGUCUCGGAUGUCUUUAACCAUCCCCGGAUAUCCGAUCUCGCUCUCCUGGUUAAGGAUGUCGAACCCCAGAGCAAGGGUGACAGCGACGGACCGAGAAAAGGCAUGAUCCGGUUUCGCGCUUUGCAAGGCAUGGCACACUCACUCAAAGGCCCAUUGCGGUUUGAGAUCCCUUUCGAUAUGGCAACCGUGGUCGAUAUCCUGCCUACGACGGGCUUUCAGCGUGAAUACCUUCGCGGCUCUCACCAGGCCUAUUUUGCCAUCCACCUCUCGGGCCAUCCUAACCUGGUCCGCUUACAAGCCGCUCUCAGAGCCGUGCUGGAGAGCCAUAGUUCAUUGCGCACUUCUUUCGUUUCGGUGAACGACACCAUCAUCCAGGUAGUUCAGCACCCAUUCGAUUUCUCGGUCAGAGAGAUUGCAGCCAAGGACCAGGACUGCAAACUGGAUGUCCACCAGGUGUGUCGAGAAGAUGUGGCGGUGCCGGUUCCAUGUGGGCGUCAGUAUUUUCAACCUUUCCUCAUUCGCGAAACCAAAGAUCACUCAACCUUGGUACUGAGACUUUCACACGCUCAAUACGAUGGUUGGAGCAUACCGCUUCUGAUGCGUGAUAUCUCCCGGUGUUACUGCGACGAUCAGCUCGUGCCACCGCCGACAUUCUCUGACUUCAUGGCGACUCGGGAGUCACUAUUAAAUAGUCCCUCAACAUAUGAAACAUGGGCAAGUAUUCUCAGAGGAUCAUCGAUGACAUUCAUCCCCACCAGCGGUCUAUCCGAGUCCCCAAAUUCCGACGACCAGGAUGCCAUUAUUGAGCGACAAUGCACCGUGUCAAUGCGCGAUUCACCAGCUGCAACUGUUGCCAUUCUCCACAAGGCUGCAUGGUGUUUAGUUCUUGCUCGGUGGGCAGAUACCCGCGACCUUGUGUUCGGCCAAGUUGUUAGCGGUCGAAACCUGCCAAUGGAUGGUAUUGAGGAACUUGUCGGCCCAUGCGUUAAUAUGAUCCCGGUUCGAAUUAAGCUAGAGGAUGCCUGGACUGUUCAGGACCUCCUUGACACUCUCCUGCAACAGCAUAUACAGAGCCUGGAGAUUGAAGCUGUUGAUUUGGAAGAUAUCGUGGAGCGAAGUACCGCAUGGCCAAAGGGGACGUGCUUUGGAAGUGUUGUCCAGCACCAAAACAUCCCAGGGCUCGACGGUCCUCCCUUUAGCCUUGGGGAGCUUUCUGGCCGUCUUGCCAUCCAUGCAUUUAACUACCUCCCCGCGUACCCGGUCAUCUACUCGGAGCCAACGGGGGAUGAUCAACUUACCCUUCGGAUCACAGCUAACAGUCGACUGAUGGAUGCAGAGACUGUCAGUGCACUCUUGAAAGAUUUCAAGGAUAUUUUAAUUCGGCUGCCCUCCAGCCUGGACCAGAUUAUCACGGCAUUAGAAUGAAUGCGUUAUAUCCUGUCGGCUAUUAAGGCCCGCAGUUCAUAACAAUACAUACGGCCCGUUAGCAACGGGAGGCUACGAAC
Aspergillus versicolor CBS 583.65 is the source of this 6598-nucleotide messenger RNA. RefSeq lists its product as uncharacterized. The record is from RefSeq and is a predicted model, not a curated record. Gene Ontology annotation, molecular function: catalytic activity; phosphopantetheine binding. Gene Ontology annotation, cellular component: cytoplasm. NCBI's taxonomy places the organism in Eukaryota, Fungi, Ascomycota, Eurotiomycetes, Eurotiales, Aspergillaceae. The coding region runs from base 258 to 6518 and encodes 2086 amino acids. Gene Ontology annotation, biological process: amino acid activation for nonribosomal peptide biosynthetic process; secondary metabolite biosynthetic process. The transcript has 2 exons.